UACCGUCGUGUAUUCAGCACGUGGUAGUUUUGUUGUUUAGAUUUUAGAUUUUCAUUUUUUGAUUUUAUUGCAUUUAAAAACAUUUAAUUACAAUGGGAAAAACGAAAAAAAAUAAAAUACGACCAGCCAAAGUCAAUCCCAUUGGUAUACCGAGCCUACGAGAUCUUGAAAAUGAAGACGAAUUCAAUAUGGAAAAUAGCAAUCCCAUCGAAGCAAUUCGUGACCAAUUACAAUGUUCCAAUGUUGAGGAAAAGAUCAACGGACUGCAAGCAUUGGCUGUACUCUCAUCGAAUAAAAAUAAAGUUGUCAACAUCUGUUCGAGUGAUGUUAUUCGAAUUGCAGCCCCAUUGUUAGUUGAACCAAACAAUGCUGUACGAAAUGCUUGUGCAGGAGCUCUGCGUAAUCUUUCAGUUUGUGGAGUAGAAGUUUGUGAGAAUCUUGUCGACCAAGAUGUCCUCACGCCAUUGCUGGUUCUUCUAAAUGAGUAUGCAAAAGAAGCCAAUUGGGUUCCAGAAUUUGAUGAGAAACUCACAGGUCAACUUGGUUUGAAAUCAGAUAUAUUCCUUCAGUCUGUAAAUCUUCUGUGGAAUCUCUGUGAGAGCACAUCUGUUGCACUUGAGAACUUCAACCAAUCACACAUCUUGGAGAGUUUCAUUCGUUGUUUGGACUACAAAGUGUUUGGAUUCGAUAUCGCAAUUUCUGUUGCCCAAUGUUUGUUGGUUAUAUCCGAGGAAAAUCCAAAUUCCUGGAAUGUUUUUAACAAUCAUGUUCCAGAGUUUAUUUGUCUGCUUAACAUUGAAGGUGAUCAUUCGCAUACGUUUUUAAGAACUCUCGCUGCAGGAAUUUUGUCAAACGUUCCUGCACUGGCAGCUGCAUAUGUAAAUAAAAUAUUCCCAGCUCUCUCGGCUACUUUCGAUGUUAACCAUAGAACUGUUCUUGGUGACAUCACAAGUACUCUACCUUUGCAACAGCAACCAAAUCAAACUGAACUCGAAGUGAAAAUGGAUGUUGUCGAUGUUGGUGAAGAAACAGACGAAGCCGCAUCUUUGAGGAGAAGAAAACAAGAUUUACCUACAGAUAUUGAAAUUCAAGUAAAAAACGUUGGAUAUCUGCUAGAAGCCCAAAAAGUAGCUGCAGAGAUUAUUACAAAUCAAUGUGCAACUGACGAUGAUGAGUGGAUUGAUAAUGAUGCCGAUGAUGCAUCGGACAAUGAAAGCGUUCACGACUAUGAUAGCAAUAGUAAAGCCAAUAGCACGACAAACCUUCAAAAUACCGACAAACUUCCCGUCGAAGUUUUAGAAGCCAUCAAAUCAUUUGGAUUUGUAGAAAAACUUUGGCAUAAAGCAAAACCAAUACAAGAUAAUGUUAGUCAAAUUUUACGCGAGACUAGUUACACACUCUUGAAUAAAGUAAAAAGUCUGCGAGUAUCAUGCCUUUUGUGUUUACAAAAUCUUUGCAAUUCAAUGAGUACCGAAGAUCUUGGUGGCCCAACUGCAAUCUAUGCCGUUUGGUUGGAUUUGGGACAACAGGUGUUCCAAGGACCACAAGAUCUCAUUCUCUUAGAGCCAUCGACCUCAUUGAUGCGCGCGUCAUUGGAGCAUUUAAAAAAAAGCCCAGAACUCUUUGCCCAAAUGUCAGAGAAUGAUUUAGAAUUAAUGUUAAAUGGAGUGAAUAAGUGUACGAUGCCAGAAAUUCGCGCCAAUUGGUUACGAAUGUUGGGUACUUUGGGUUGCUUGCUUUCUGAACGUCUAGUCAAAGUGAUUAUUGAAUUUAUUUUAGACACAUGUUCAAAGGAACAAGAUGUUUGGACUAUAUCUGAAUCAAUAGAUGCUCUAAUGGACAUGUUUUCUGACAACGACUGGAACCAAAUUGUAGUUGAAUUAAAUUUCCAUGAACGCAUUAAGGCUUUAGAAAAAGUUUUCAAAUCAAAGAUUCGUCAGCAGAAGAGAGAAUUAAAUGAAAGAUACCCAGCUGUUCUUACAGUACGCACAAAUCUAAGUCGUUUUGUUAAGUAUGUCGAAAGUGAAUUGAAAAAAUUCUCCAGUACGAAUGGAACAUAAAAAAAAACAUCGACAAGAAGAAAAACUGAUUUCCUGACAAAACUAUGCAUGUGUAAUCAAAUCGACAUAAUAUUUAAUUUGUAUCCUAUCGAGAAAGUUGGCCUUAGAAAAGCCAAACGAAAUGAAAUGUUAAAAAUAUUUACCUAUUUUUUUAUAGCUUAAAAAUGAAUUGUAUAUCAAUUUACAAUAAUUUAUAGAAUUAAAGUUUAAAUUUUGA
Molecule: messenger RNA, 2277 nt
Organism: Eupeodes corollae
Lineage: Eukaryota; Metazoa; Arthropoda; Insecta; Diptera; Syrphidae
Product: HEAT repeat-containing protein 3
Exons: 10
Coding region: 93-2060 (655 amino acids)
Biological process (GO): ribosomal large subunit biogenesis; protein import into nucleus
Source: RefSeq, a predicted model, not a curated record